CGGGAGCGUAAUGAAUGAAAUUAGGAGCACUUCUCACACGGCAAUGAACUUUUCCAAUCAACCAACCAGAAAAUUUCUCCAGAGAGUCAACGUAGAAACUCUACGGAAAGACGGAUUCCACAAGCUUAAUCAAAUGCCUUCUCCAACCUAAUCAUCAAAGCUCAAGGUUUGCCAAUCCAAUCCUCCUCCCAAAAUCAUGCCUUUGUUCUUCCUCUCAUCCUUAGCCUUCUUUUCCUUCUUCCUUGCUCGAGUUCCCAUCUCAUCAUGCAUCGGCUUUACUUUCCCCAGAUUCGAUUCAGAGUCAGCCAUCAAGUCCUCCGGCAACAGAUCCAUCGCCUCCGACGGCUCCCUCCAGCUCACUGACGGCCAACCUGCAGCUUCCACCUACUACGCCCAUCCCAUCCCGAUGUGGCGCGCCGCCACCAACGAGACCGCCAACUUCUCCACCUACUUCGAGUUCUCUGUCUCCUUCCCCAGCGGCGGCGCCGCGAACUCAUCCCCCUUUGGCGGCUUCGCCUUCUUCUUGGCCCCGGUCGACUCGUUCGACCACGGAACUUCCAAUCCGAUCAACUUGUCCAAUGGCACCACAACGUCCCCCGAUCGACUUCUAGCCGUGGAGUUCGAUUCCUUUUGGGCGAACUCGAUCUCCAACGGCACCGCCGCCGUUAACAAUGACUCGCUCGCCGCCCGAAUCUCCUACACAGCGAUCUCCAACCUCCUCGUCGUCCGCGUAGAGGAACUGAAGGCUAGUCCCAACUCCAGCCCUCUGAAUCUUACUUAUCGGGUGGAUUUGAGGAAAGUCUUGCCGGAUCAAGUCCUGGUGGGCUUCUCCGCUACCAAUGGAUCGGCAGCGGUUCUUCAGAGGAUCACGAAUUGGAAUUUUACCUCUGAUCUCGAGCCGGAAAGUAAGAAAUCUGCCCUCAAACUAUGGAUGGUGGCUCCGGCCAUCGCUUUGAUCCUUGCUCUGUUUCUGGCGGCGCUGAUACUCUACAUUUGGAGAGGAGAAGGGUCGUUGAGAACCAAGAUCCUGUAUUGGAUUAUACUGAGCGUGGAGAAAGGCGUGACCUUUGCGCGCCGUCCGUUGUUAUGGUGUCGAUUGAUGCGGAGGAGAGGGAAGGGCGAAGAUGGCAAUUUGAGCUCGGGCGAGUCGAUGGACGACGAGUUCAGCACGGGGACGGGGCCGCGGCGGUUCUCGUACCGGGAGCUCGCGUUGGCGACGAACAACUUCUCGGAGAAGAGGAAGCUGGGCCAGGGAGGGUUCGGCGGCGUCUACAAGGGGUUCUUAGUUAGGUCCGGCAGCGAAGUGGCGGUUAAGAAGAUAUCGAGCACGUCGAAACAGGGGCGGAAGGAGUACGCGUCGGAGGUGAAGAUCAUCAGCCGCCUCCGCCACCGGAACCUGGUGCAGCUCCUAGGUUGGUGCCACGAGCGCGGCGAGUUCCUGCUGGUGUACGAGUUCCUCCCCAACGGCAGCCUCGAUCGGCACCUGUUCCGGCGGCCGACGUCGUCGUCGCCGCCGCUGCCAUGGGAGAUUCGGUACAACGUGGCGGUGGGUCUGGCGAAGGCGCUGCUGUAUCUGCACGAGGAGUGGGAGCAGUGCGUGGUGCACCGGGACAUCAAGCCCAGCAACGUGAUGCUCGACUCGGGCUUCAACGCCAAGCUGGGCGACUUCGGGCUGGCGCGGCUGGUGGACCACCAGCUGGGACAACACGCCACGGGGGUCGCCGGCACGCUGGGCUACCUGGCGCCGGAGUGCUUCCACACGGGGAAGGCGAGCAAGGAGUCGGACGUGUACAGCUUCGGGGUGGUGGCGCUGGAGAUCGCGACGGGACGGCGGGCGGUGGAGCACGACAAGGAGGCGGAGGAGGAGGUGCGGCUGUUGGAGUGGGUGUGGGACAUGAACGGGAAGGGGCGGCUGAUAGAGGCGGUCGACCGGAGGCUGGAGGAGCAGUUCGAGGAGGCGCAGUUCGAGGCGCAGAUGGAGAGGCUGAUGCUGGUGGGGCUGUGGUGCGCGCACCCCGACCAAGCGCAGAGGCCCUCCAUGAGAGAGGCCAUCCAAGCUCUGAGGUUCGAGGCAACGGCGAUACCGAGCCUCCCGAAGACGAUGCCGGUGCCGGUCUUCCAGCCGCUGGUGCCGGCGCCUCAGGGUUCCAUUUCCAGCACGCCGACGAAUACCUUCGGAAGCCUCACCACUGGAAGGUAGUUAGUUCUCAACUGUAAUCAACUACCGUUUCAUUUGUUUUAGGGGAACAACAAUAUAAUCGGUCUUCUUCUUCUGUAAUCAACUAUUGUUUCAUGUUUCCUUCUUAAAGUUGAUGCGGGAAUAGUUUGUUUU
Zingiber officinale is the source of this 2332-nucleotide messenger RNA. Its product is annotated as L-type lectin-domain containing receptor kinase IX.1-like. Gene Ontology annotation, molecular function: protein kinase activity; ATP binding; carbohydrate binding. The transcript has a single exon. Gene Ontology annotation, biological process: protein phosphorylation. The record is from RefSeq and is a predicted model, not a curated record. Bases 197 to 2200 code for a protein of 667 amino acids. Lineage: Eukaryota; Viridiplantae; Streptophyta; Magnoliopsida; Zingiberales; Zingiberaceae. Gene Ontology annotation, cellular component: plasma membrane.